CUUCCCUCGCGAAAAACGUCGUAGAGAGGCGAAAACCAUGGCGGCGGUACUACUGGCGAAGUUGUGCUUUCGCUGUGUCGUACGCUUUUCCGACCGAGAGUACAUGCGCUGAAGGAAAGAAACCGACAGGAUUUUACGGGGAAAAAAAUGAAUCACUGUGGUGAAUCUAGUGACGACACGGAUGAAGGAGAUGAUCAAGAAGCGUCUUCUUUGCAAGGAAAGAAUUUUGAAGAUGCUUUGACAUCCUUCAGAGAACAGUGGCAGCGCGAGUUGACAAUAUCACCUAAGCAUGAUGCAUCAAGGACACCAAAACAGCCUAGCAUGGAAGUUGCAAGUGAUGAAGCCUCUAUUGAAAGCAAGGCAAAAAAUUUAUUUCUCAAAGGCAUUGAACAUGAACAAAGCAGAAAAUUUUAUGAGGCAAUUCAGUUUUAUAAGCGCGCAGUACAACUUGUUCCUGAUAUUGAAGUUCGUUUAUACGAGUCAACGAAAGCAAAAGCAAGAGAUAAGUACGAUGCGGAUGACAGUCUUGAUACGUUAGACAAUGAUCUCUCAGCAAAUAAUGACAAUGAAAACUAUAAUGAAGCUGAUGAGGAAGAAACUGAUUUGUUUUUAAAGUUGUCUAAAAUUGUGAAUCCCAAUCGUGUAUGCUAUCCAAAAUUUGAACAAAGUACAACACAUUUAUCUGCGUUGCCAAUGGAGAUAGUACUUUUUAUCUUAAAAUGGGUUGUGUCUUCGGAGCUAGAUUUCCGAUCGUUGGAGAUGUUCUCAAGAGUAUGCCGCGGAUUUUACAUAACCGCGCGAGACAAGGAGAUUUGGCGACUGGCAUGCGUUAGGGUAUGGGGUGUGAAUUGCGGUACUUGUGAGCCAUUGUAUCAAUCGUGGAGAGACAUGUAUUUGCACCGGCCUAGAUUAAGAUAUAACGGAUGUUACAUCAGUAAAACAAGUUAUAUUCGCGAUGGAGAAAAUAAUUUUCAGGAUCGUUUUUAUCGACCGUGGCAUCUGGUCGAAUAUUACCGAUACUUUAGAUUUUUUCCCGAGGGAAGAGUUUUAAUGUUAACAUCGACUGAUGAGGCUCAAAGUUGCGUAAAUUCCUUACGAAAUCGCGUACCUCGCAAUCCGUCAGUUCUGAUUGGUCACUAUCGAUUACACGACAAUUGUGUUACACUUAUGUUGAAAAAGCAAGAAACUAAAGGAGUCAAUUUUGCCUAUAGACGAAAAAAAAGAGAGCCGGUACAUGAUAGUGGCGAACAAACGUUCCACAUCGAAUUUGAGAUACAGAACCAUCACAGAAGAGUAAACUCGCAAUUAAGAUGGAUAAGUUAUAGUAUUUUCACGAAAUAUAAAAACGGAGUGGAAGCAAAAAUUUGGUUGAAGGAACCAUCUGUAAGAGAAUUCAGAGUGUCGCCGAUUGGCGGCAGAUAUCCACCUCUUAAAUUUAGCAGGGUAAAAAGUUACACUCAGGAAAGCGAGGCUCCGUUGCAGUAAUGAGAAUGGUAAAAAAGAAACAAGUUAUGAACCCUAAGAGUACAAUGUUAAAUUAUUCUUGCAGAAGAAAAUAGGGAUAUGCAGCGUAUUGUCAGUACAUUGCAAAACUAUAACGUAAAGAUAAACGUGUGCAAAAAUCUAAUUUUAAUUAAAUAUCUACGUUUAUAUACACUGUUUUGAAUCAAGUAAGUAAAAAUACAUAUUUUUGAAGAUAUUUUAUUUCUCAUAUCACGCUGUAUUCUAUAACAGUUUCUAUUAGUACGUUACACAAUCUGUGUAUCACACAACUACUCUUUGAAAUAUAUUUAUUGUGUCGAUGACAACGCAUCAAUCACAUUGUGGUGUAAAUAAAUUAUUUAUAGAUCUAAUAUAAUUAUUUAAGCACUGAUAUAUAGUGCCUUAUGUUAUUUCGAGAUGAGUUGUAUGCUUAAGAACCUAACAAAGUAUGUAUUUGAGAAUGUAAUUAUAUGUUUUCUGUGUUAAUAA
Messenger RNA from Linepithema humile (Argentine ant), 1971 nucleotides. Its product is annotated as F-box only protein 9. Gene Ontology annotation, biological process: SCF-dependent proteasomal ubiquitin-dependent protein catabolic process. The record is from RefSeq and is a predicted model, not a curated record. Gene Ontology annotation, molecular function: protein binding. Gene Ontology annotation, cellular component: SCF ubiquitin ligase complex; cytoplasm. NCBI's taxonomy places the organism in Eukaryota, Metazoa, Arthropoda, Insecta, Hymenoptera, Formicidae.